GUUAUUGCCCGGAUACAACAACAUGAAAUUUCGUUUUUGUGGAGAUCUUGACUGUCCCGACUGGGUGCUUGCGGAAAUCAGCAUUCUCUCUAGACUCACUUCAGUGAAGAUGAAACUUCUUUGUAACCAGAUUGUCCAGGAUCUUGUCAGUGGAAGCAUGGAUUAUACCAAAGUGUUCAAGAUCACUGCCGAUGCCAAGUUUGAGAUGUCAGACGUGAAGGCUGCUGUAGCUGCUUUGAUGUUUAUUGUAUCGAGUGCAGCCAAGUACAAUGUUGAUAGUGAAUCAUUAAGCAGCGAGUUACAGCAACUUGGACUUCCAAAGGAAAGCUCAACUUCUUUGUGUAAGUCAUACGGCGAUGGUCUCGAUAAAUUACAGAAAACAUUUAGAGACCAGAGUCUUCGCUUAUCAAGAUUUCAUUCUGUUGACUGGAGGGUUGACUAUGUGAUAAGCUCUAGUGAAGUGAAGGCUGUAGAGGAGCCGUGUGUGCAACUGAAAGUGAAUAAAGUUAGUGAUACAACUGGUGACGUCGAGUCAACAGUGUUCGCGCUGUCUCCUACAAAGUUCCGACUUCUUUUGAGUGAGUUGAAACAAGCACAGACAAUUAUGGAUUCCAUGACAACAUGAUGAAUGUUUACUGUUGUUUUGGUGCUGGUGUAUACAAUAGCUUUCUGUCUUUGCAUGUGAAAUGAAUGGUAUGUUGUUGGUUUCCUACUAA
Messenger RNA from Corticium candelabrum, 716 nucleotides. RefSeq names its product COMM domain-containing protein 4-like. Lineage: Eukaryota; Metazoa; Porifera; Homoscleromorpha; Homosclerophorida; Plakinidae. The record is from RefSeq and is a predicted model, not a curated record. Bases 23 to 625 code for a protein of 200 amino acids. The transcript has 9 exons.